Molecule: messenger RNA, 1893 nt
Organism: Diplodia corticola
Lineage: Eukaryota; Fungi; Ascomycota; Dothideomycetes; Botryosphaeriales; Botryosphaeriaceae
Product: exocyst complex protein exo70
Exons: 4
Coding region: 1-1893 (630 amino acids)
Biological process (GO): exocytosis
Cellular component (GO): exocyst
Molecular function (GO): phosphatidylinositol-4,5-bisphosphate binding
Source: RefSeq, a predicted model, not a curated record
AUGGUGGGCGUCAAGAAAGCCGCGCUUGCGGAGGAGAGCGCCGAGGUCGAGGUCCUUUUUGCGAACAUGGAGAAGCUGAAGGGCUUGACGAAGAAGAUUCAGGGCUCGCUGAACCGUUUGGAGACCAGCGGCAAGAGCGUUCAGGAGGCCAUUGGGCCCAUCUACGGAAACACGCAGAAGCUGCAGACUACCAACUCGAACGUGGACCGAAUCAUAGACGCCAUCGACCGGAUACGGCAGCCGCUCGACCAGAGGGGUCGCGAAGAACAGAUCAUCAAUGCUGGUCCGAAGAAAGCAGGCCUCGGGGACUUCAUCGCUUCCUUGGAUCGCACCACUCAGGCCCUCGGCGACCUCAAGUACUCGAACCUCCGUUCGAACCAACAGGCCAUAGCCGAGUUGAAUUCGUUGUUGAAGAGAGGCACCAAACAGUUGGAGGAUGUUUUCAAAGAAAUCCUCCGGGAAGAUGCACGUCCUGUGGAGCCGUUGCAUUACAUUACAAAGCAACUGCCGUUCCCCACGCUACCUCAGGAGAAGAUGUCGAACCUGCGAACCAUCAACUCGCACAUGGCUGCCUCGGCUGCGCAGAUGGCUCAAGCUGAUGCGCGGGAAACGCCUUCUGCGAAGAUCUAUGCCGAAGUCCGUGGAGAGUACAUCACGAACACCAUGCGUAACCUGGCCGCUGCUUGUAUCAAUACCGCCAGAAAGACUACCGCUGAUGCGAUAUACCGCCAAGGUACCAAUGGCAUCGGAACCUAUGCCUCUGGCCUGGAGGGACUUUUCAUGGCCGAGUACGAGAACAUCUGUCCAAUCUUCGCGCGUGAGGACUGGGCUCGUGUUUACUCCCAAGCGUGUCAGAUGGCCCUGAACGAAUUUGCUAAGACACUAAGGGAACUCAACAAUCAUGUCAAGAGUAAUCUGACCACUGAUUGCUUCCUUGCGUAUGAGAUUAUUGACAUUGUCUCUAACCUCUCGCUGCGCCUGGAGAAGCAGACGGGAGAGCUGAAGCGGCCGAUUGCCGACUCAGUCAAGCCUAUACGCGAAACCGCGAAAGUCUCGCUGCGCACGCUGAUGGAAGAGGCACGCAACAAGGUGGCCACGCUGAUUGCUAUUCCCAUCGAUGGUGGUGCUUCCAACACCACCAAUGAGAUGAUGGCACGCCUUCAGCAGAUGACCAAUUACCUUGACCCUUUGGCUUCGAUUUUAAUAUCUUUGGGGGAUGGAGGCUGGUCCACAGCCUCUGCUUCGUCGUCGACAACCUCUCUAAGCAAGUCGUUCGACGUUGGAGCGGACGGCCGGCAACUUUUUGCUCACUAUGCUAUGGAAAUGAUCGAGACUCAGUUGAAGGAGCUCGAUGCCAAGGGUCGCAUGCUGCACAAAGGCAAGGCAUUGCAGGGAGUUUUUAUUGCUAACAACGUUGCCAUUGUUGAAAGGAUGAUCCGUUCCUCGGACCUUGCCAUUCUGCUGGCUGGCGCAGCGAAGUUGGUCGAAACGUGGCGGAAACGAGCCACACAGAUGUAUUUGGAUGCUUGGAAGGAGCCUUCCGGCUGUCUUCUUGACGUUCAGUACACAAACCGCGGAGGAAGACCUCACUCAGGGGGUGCGGGAUCCGUCGAUUCCGCGUCCGUGGUCAAGAACCUCAGCUCCAAGGAUAAAGACAACGUCAAGGAGAAGUGGAAGAGCUUCAAUACGUCUUUCGACGAGCUGAUCGCCAAGCACAGGAGCUAUGCGAUGGAAAAAGAGGUCAAGGCCCACCUGGCGCGCGAGGUGCAGACUAUGAUCGAGCCGCUGUACGGGCGCUUCUGGGACCGGUAUCACGAGAUCGAUAAGGGCAAGGGCAAGUAUGUCAAAUACGACAAGUCGCAGCUGGCAGCGACGCUGGCGGGUUUGGCGUGA